GUAGUUUUUCUAGUUUUUAGUAUUUUUAAUUCAGUUUCAAUGAGAAUAAGUGUGUCUUGUGUACUUGAAUGAGGAAGAACUGAUUCAGUGAAAACAGGAAGAAUAAUUGUCAGUGAAUUUGAGAAAGUCAGCAACACUUUAACCACAUUCAGUUUAGCAGUUUAAACUGUGAAAGCUCCUCCUUUUCUCUGCAUUCGUUCUUCCAGUUCAGGAGACGACCGUCGCUUAAUGAAGGCUGAACUGCUGAUCUCACUCAGAAUGUCUCUGACUGUUUCUCUGCUGUUUCUGCUCUUCAUCUCUGGAGUUGUUGCUCAGGAUGGGUGGGCUGUGAAUUACAACUCUAAAUAUAUCUGUGCUCUAAAGGGGUCUGCAGUGACCAUGGAGUGUACUUACACACCUCCAAGUGGUCACUCAGUCCAAAAAGCUUUCUGGACUAAAGAGCUGGUUACAUCUGGUUCAGAACCUCCUGAUCUGUUAGAUGAUCCAGAGUACAGAGGCAGAGUUCUGUACCUCGGAGAUGAACACAGUGACUGCACUCUCAGAUUUAAGACUGUGAGAGAAAAGGAUCAAAGUAAAUACUACUUCACAUUUAUAACAGACCAACCUGGAGGAAAGUAUCAAGGUGCAGGUGGAGUUGAUCUUUCAGUCACAGAUCUCCAGGUGGAGGUUCCUGAGAGAGUGAUAGAGGGAGAUAAAGUCACUCUCACAUGUAGAACCACCUGCAGUCUGACGGUCAGACCAACAUUCACCUGGUACAGAAAUGGACAUCGUUUAUCCUCCAGUACUGACCAACUCCACCUGCAGCCGGUCAGCAGGGGGGAUGCAGGCAGGUAUCGCUGUGCUGUACUGGGUCAGAACUCUCCUGAGGUCACUCUGAAUGUCAGAUGUAAGACUUCUGUCAUCAAAUGGAGCUCAAAUUUCUGA
This is a messenger RNA of Colossoma macropomum (tambaqui), 924 nucleotides long. RefSeq lists its product as uncharacterized. The coding region runs from base 229 to 924 and encodes 231 amino acids. NCBI's taxonomy places the organism in Eukaryota, Metazoa, Chordata, Actinopteri, Characiformes, Serrasalmidae. The record is from RefSeq and is a predicted model, not a curated record. The transcript has 5 exons.